This is a messenger RNA of Athene cunicularia (burrowing owl), 864 nucleotides long. Its product is annotated as probable G-protein coupled receptor 141. Gene Ontology annotation, biological process: G protein-coupled receptor signaling pathway. The transcript has a single exon. Lineage: Eukaryota; Metazoa; Chordata; Aves; Strigiformes; Strigidae. Bases 1 to 864 code for a protein of 287 amino acids. Gene Ontology annotation, cellular component: membrane. Gene Ontology annotation, molecular function: oxysterol binding; G protein-coupled receptor activity. The record is from RefSeq and is a predicted model, not a curated record.
AUGCCUGACAGCAGCAUAAUCCAGCAGAACCUUUCCUCCAACGAGACGCUGCCAGACACCUCAGAGGGACUCCACACUCUUCUCAUAGCCCUGUACCUCAUUGACCUGGCUGGCGGCACCUUGGGGGUCAUCAUGAUGUCCCAUCAGUUGUUUAAAAGGAGAUCACAAUCUGUGAUGACCAUUAUCAUCAUCAACCUCCUGGUGCUGCACACCUUUAUGCUAGUCAGCAUCCCCUUCCGCCUCAGCUAUUACUUUUUACAGGAAUGGAAAUUUGGGAGGUUUGCCUGCAAGCUGGCGAGCGCCAUCAUCUACCUCCACAUGUAUACCACCUUCUCAUUUUAUGUGGCUAUCAUCAUAAUACGCCUCUUCCGACCUGAGUUUAGGAAGUGCUGCACUACAACAUGGGUGGCUGCUGUCUGGCUGGUGGGAGCACUGGUGAUCACACCUGUUUUUCUCUCAUACUAUGGCACCUCAAAGACACACCACCCUUCUGAAUGCUUUCAGUUCCACCGGGACAUCCAAGAGGUGCCCAUGGUGAUCAUUAACUACUGCUUGGUUGGGAUUUUGGUGGCAGUUUGUGCUGUGCUCACCAUAAUCCAGUUGUCUGUGAUCUACAAACUAGCUGUGAAAUAUUGGCCUGACAUCAACUCCCAUGUGGAAUUCAGGGCUCAGGCAAAGAGUUUCUUCUUCAUCUUGGUAACAUUAGUGUGCUUUAUGCCCCAUCAUGUAUUCAGAGUCUAUUACAUCCAAAACUGCCACCUGGAUAAAGACCAUAAACUACUCACAUACAACGAAAUUUUUUUAGCUUUAACAACAAUGUGCUGCUUGGAUAUGCUGUGCUUCAUAGCAGGAAUAGCCCACUGA